AUUUUUGUAGUUUAACAAUGCAAGACCUAUACGCUGAUUCUUGUAUUGAUUUUGCAUGGUUGGAUAUAUUAGUCGAAGAUUGUACGGUCGCAUGCGCGCAUCCCGGAUACAUAGGUAAAAAGAGUUAAAAACAAGAUUUUUAUAAAAUGAUUUUCAAUAUGUGUAUGUGAGAGGUUAGCUAGCUAGUUGAUUAAAUGGUUAUGUUGUAUACGUUUGUACAAAGGUCUUAUAAAAUUUAGCAGAGUCUCCUAUCUUUCCCCCAUCACUCUCGUCUUAUAGUUUUCUUAUUUCUUAUAUCAGGUUAAGUAGGUAGUUAUAUGAUCUAACUAUGGCAUUAGAAGAAAUAUCAAGUAGCCCAGCGAUAGUUGUACCAGUGCUUCUUGUUGCUAUCUUUGUAUAUGGGAUAUUUGGGUCAUCACGACUUCCUGACCUUCCUAUCGUUGGUGCGAAACCUGGUGAAUGGUUCCCGCUCAUGAGGGCCAGGUGGCGGAACCGAAGGGACACGAAGACGGCUAUAUUGUUUGCGUACAGCAACUACCGCCACCAAACCUGUAUAUUGCCUGUCGCUGGCAUAAAUGACCAUGUGCUUUUGCCUGCUAGCGAGUUCAGAUGGCUUAUCCGCCAGCCUGAAUCUGAAGUCAACUACUGCGUGGAGGAAGAAGACCAACUUAAUCAUGUCUUGUUUCGAAAUCAGCGCCUCCUAUAUACCUUCAUUCGGAAUCGGCUCACUCCCACGGUCCUGACUAAGGAAAUUUAUAACCUAUUCCCAGCCCUGCUUGACGAGAUACGGUACACUGUCGAUAGCCUCUUAGGAAUAGACACUGAGAAUUUCCACGAGAUUUGUGUGCAUAACAUGGUACAUAAAGUCUCAUGCCAGGUAAUGAAUCGUGCCUUUGUUGGUCAAUCCUUAAGCCGCAAUGCCGAAUUCCACAACGCAGCUAUCGCGUACGUAGCAAAUAUACCGACGGUCGUAAAACUGAUACGCUUCACAUGGAGGCCACUCCGGACGCUUGUCGCAUUGUUUCUCGCCUUACCGACCCGCAUCCGUAUGUGGAGGAUUUAUGAUAUUCUAGGCCCAGAAAUAGAACGGCGGUUAACGGCACUCGAAGUAAGCAGCGUCGACCCUGAGCUCAAGGCUACAGAGAACGAUUUCUUGCAGCGUAUGGUCGAUGAUACGAAGCUGUCUAGUGACCCGCACCGCUUUAAAUUCGAUAUGCUGUUCGGUAAUAUUUUGGGCUUCAACGUGUCCGCGAUGAGUACGGUAUCAGGCACUAUGAUGCACGCGAUCGUCGACCUUGCACAUUCCAAGGACGAGUACCUUGAUGAGCUACGCGUCGAGAUCGCAUCCGUGAUAGCGAAACGCGGCGGCAGAUUCGACAAGCAGGCGCUGGCAUCCAUGGUAAAGCUCGAUAGCACGAUGCGCGAGUCGCAGCGCAUGAACACGAUUUUGACGGUUUCUGUUCCCCGCUUUGUGGUCAAGAAAGGGGGCAUCGAGACGCCGUCAGGCAUUCGCGUUCCGCAAGGCGCAGCCGUGGCCGUCCCGACGUACGCGAUGAUGCACGAUGCCGCCAUAUAUCCGGACCCCUAUACCUUCAAGCCGUUCCGGUUCGCAGGGGAGCCCGCCGCGCCUGAUUGGGGAGACGGCAAUAUCAAUACUCAAGGAUCGCUGCCGCAGGCUUGGGUUAAGGGGAGCCCCGAAUAUGUGGGAUUCGGGUACGGGCCCCACGCAUGUCCGGGACGUCAUAUCGCGGCCGCCGGGGUGAAGUUGACGAUGGCGUAUAUCAUCGCUCAUUACGACUUCGAUAUACAAGGCAGACGGCCGAAGAACAACUGGUCCGGGACUGUCCGAUUGGGGCCGCAAAGGACGACGGUCCGGAUUAGGAGGAGGAAGGAGAAGGAUAUUAGUUUUACUUGAUAAUAAGCCACAAAUAAAACUGACUAUUAUCGGUGGUAUAUGGAUGGAUACAUCAACCGCGGGUGAAUAUAGCUUGGAAAAUUGACUAUUGAACUCACCUCUGGGCUUUUCUUCUUCCUUAUCAAUUUCUUUUCGGUUUGGCUAUAGUGGACUGAGGAUAGAUAUUCGAAGUGAUGGUACGAAUCAUACGUAGGUGGAAGAUAAAGGGGUGGUGGGAUAGGCAAGAUGGGCUUAUAAGAGCCUCUUUACUAUUGGUCGUUAUUAUACUGAACGUGUUGAGGGUAGUUGCUGAGGUUAUUGACAGGUUCUGCAAGGCUGAUAAAUUAACUAGUAUUUGCCACUCCUUUAAAUUACUUGUAGCCUUACCAUUUAGUUAACAAUUAUUACAGUCUCGCCUAUUGCUAUUAGUGUCGAAUUUAGCUUCUCA
Molecule: messenger RNA, 2342 nt
Organism: Daldinia decipiens
Lineage: Eukaryota; Fungi; Ascomycota; Sordariomycetes; Xylariales; Hypoxylaceae
Product: cytochrome P450
Exons: 3
Coding region: 329-1915 (528 amino acids)
Molecular function (GO): iron ion binding; oxidoreductase activity, acting on paired donors, with incorporation or reduction of molecular oxygen; heme binding
Source: RefSeq, a predicted model, not a curated record